Cyphellophora europaea CBS 101466 is the source of this 1071-nucleotide messenger RNA. RefSeq lists its product as uncharacterized. Gene Ontology annotation, biological process: signal transduction; peptidyl-serine phosphorylation. Bases 1 to 1071 code for a protein of 356 amino acids. Gene Ontology annotation, cellular component: nucleus; cytoplasm. Gene Ontology annotation, molecular function: ATP binding; protein serine/threonine kinase activity. The transcript has 2 exons. The record is from RefSeq and is a predicted model, not a curated record. Lineage: Eukaryota; Fungi; Ascomycota; Eurotiomycetes; Chaetothyriales; Cyphellophoraceae.
AUGGACACGCCAUUCAUUCAAAACUUUCUCAAGAUAAGACUCGGCGAGCGCUAUCAGAUCUGUCGAAAAUUAGGAUCUGGGACGUUCGGAGAGGUCUACUUUGGCCGUGAUGUUGUCACCGGUGAAGAGGUGGCGAUUAAACUCGAGCACUGCUCAACAGAUUAUCCGCGCUUAGAGCUGGAAGUCCAGAUUUAUGAGUCUCUUUCCGGACAAGCUGGAAUUCCCCGAGUGUUCUGGCACGGGUCUAACUGCGAGUAUGAGGCAAUGGUCUUUGAACUUCUCGGUCCCAACCUCGAGGAUGUCUUCCGAUUCUGCGACAACAAAUUCUCACUCAAGACCACAUUAAUGCUCAUGGAUCAGCUCCUCUACCGGAUUGAGAGUCUUCAUGCCGUUGGCUACCUCCAUUGCGAUGUCAAACCCGAGAAUUUCCUGCUCGGAACUGGAAAGCGCGGCAACGUGGUGUUCAUGACCGAUCUCGGACUGGCUGCUUGCUGGAGCAGUGAAUGGUACGCGCAAAGCACGCCACAGAAGCCUGCGAAUCCGCCCCGUCUCUCUUUGGUCGGCACUCGCCGCUAUGCUAGCAUCAAUGGCCAUUUAGCCGUCAGUAAGUCCGACUUUGUGUGGUUUUCUGUUUUCGCUGGCUCACCGUCCUCCUACACAGGUUCAUCGCCCCGUGACGACCUCGAGUCAUUGGGAUACAUGGCGUUGUAUUUCCUCCGGGGAUCUCUUCCCUGGCAAGGCAUACGAGCAUCCGGCCGUGAAGAGAAAGACCGACUUGUCUUGGAGCGGAAACGGACGAUUGCUGUCGCCGACUUAUGCAAUGGCCUGCCUGCAGAAUUUGCCACCUACAUGAACUACGUCCGUACCUUGGACAAUGGGAACCGGCCAAAUUACAAGUACCUCCGGACUCAAUUCAAUCGUCUCUUUCACCGCAGGGGGUUUGAGCAUGACAAUGUGUUUGAUUGGACGAUUCGAGAAUUUGAGAAGCAGGAUCGUGAGCGCCCCUCAGCAUCGCGACCCGACCAUGGUGGCAGGAGUGACCGAGAGGUUAAGCGUCGUGCAGAAUCUUAG